UUACUUGAAGUAUGCGUGAUGCGUUGAAAGUAAUUUUAUGUAGUAAUAAAAUGUAAUCCCAAAAAAAAACAAAAAUGGGACGAUCAAAAUUUCCUGGAAAACCUUCUAAACAUAUACACCGAAAGAGGGUUAAUGUUCUUCCACCAACAGGGGAAAUAUCUAACGUUGAAUCUUCUAGCUCUGUGACAGUUGAUUCUGUUGUAGAAAACAAACAGGAUGAAGAUGUUAAUGAAAGUGAUGGAGAAAGUCCACAUACUAACAAUUCUCUAAAGAAAAAAAUUGCAAUGAGCAGAAGGCUGUCCAGAAAAAUAAAACCAUCAUUACGGAAUAAAAAUGUAACUAAAAGGAAUCUACUGUCUAAAAUGUGCAGCAAGUCUCCUGUAAAACCCAAACUAAACAAAGGAACAAGAACAACAUUAACACGGAAAUCUGUACAUAGUUAUUCAGUAACUUGUAGGAGUAAAGUUUCAAAGGAGUCCACUAACUUAGUGGGAAAAUUUGUCUUGCCAACUCGAAGUGUACAUUCUUCUCGAGUAAUAAAACCAAAUAAACGAUUUAUAAGUGACUUGAAUGAGGGUAUAACUUUGAAGAAAAAAGUCAGCAUUACCAAAAGGCAUUGUGUCAAACAGGAAGAAGACAAAUUGAAAAUCAAGACAAUAUGUAUUGAAAGUGGUAGCUUUAAUAAUGAUAGUGAUAAAACCACUUUUACAAAUGGACAUAGAGUUGUUUUAAGACAAGCGAGGCUUAAAUUACCAAACCAAAUAGGAUUGCAGGGCCCUUUUUCUACAAAAUCUAAUACUUCUUCCUCUGGUACAGUAACUUGUGGUGUUUGUGGGGCUGUUAGGUUCUACCGUUUUGUUAAACAAGCUCGGAAAUUCAAUAUUUAUAGUUGCGAAUCAUGCAGGAAGUUUAUAGCAAAGAUGAUAAAACGACAGGCUUGUGGAGGUAAAAAUACUCAAACAGCUCUUAUUUGUAAUAAGGGACAAGGUUCAUGCCACAUUCCACCAGUUAUCAGAAAUCAGCAAUGGAAACUAAAUAAAUGUGCUUAUCGGGCACGAUGUCCAGCUUGCUGGUUGAAAAUGUGCCUUCGAUCAUUUCACAUGCCGCCAACAUUGAAGCAAGGUUUAAUGUUGAUGUUGCCAAAAAACAUGCAAGGUUCAGAUAUUGUUUUUAGCAAUUCUCUUCCUCCUCUGUUAUGGCAAGUUAAUGUGGAGCCAAAAUUAUUAAUAGAUAAACCUCAAGAAACAACGACCUUGAAACAACGACCUGUGAGGUUCAAAAAUCCCAAGAGUCAAGCAAUACCUGCCCUUCCUGUUUCGAAUUCAGAUAUCAAAAGGCAAAAAAUAGAUCUUAAAGGACCUCGUGUGAAACAUGUAUGUCGUAGUGCUUCAAUAGUAUUAGGACAGCCAAUAGCUACCUUCACGGAAAGUGAAAAGAAAUGUGAUACUCAAGAUCAACCUCUGAUUGAUAUUAAAAUUGUUGAAGAUAAAGUGGUGAAUGAAAAAGAUUCUCUAGAAGGAAAACAAACUGUUUUGAUCAAGUGUGACACAAUUUCUAGUGAACCUGAAUCUAAUUGCAGUGACCGAGUAUCUAAAAUAUCCAGUUCUGUUAGUGAUUAUUCUGAAACAAUCACUAGGAGAGAUAAAUUGUAUAGAAACACCUAUCUUGCUUUGCAGAACUGUUUGGAGACCAAAGCACCUGAAAGAAAAAUGAAUCUCACAGAAUCCCAAAAUGGCAUUAAUAUUAAUUUUUGGGAUGGAUAUGAUCCCGAAAGUAUUUGUCAAAAUGGAUUCUGCAUUAUAGGAUCUGAACAAUUUUCCAUGUCGGCUAUUUGCUUUCUUUGUGGAAGUGCAGGAAAAGAAACCAUGUUAUAUUGCUCUAUGUGUUGUGAACCAUACCAUUCGUUUUGUCUAGAACAGACGCAGACAGUGCCUACCGAUGGCAAUUUGAAACAAUAUACAUGGAUAUGUCCUAGAUGUACAGUUUGUAAUGCGUGUAGUCAGAUUGAUAGACUCAAAGUAAGCUGCCAAAAAUGUUUAAAGGCCUAUCAUCCUGAGUGUGCCAAGUGGAAUUGUGAAGAAAAACCAACGAUGAUGGAAUGUGCAAAAUGUACAAAAUGGGUACAUGCAAAGUGUGAACAUCUGACCGAGGAGCAAUACCAGAUAUUGAGUGUUCUGCCAGAAUCAGUGGAGUAUAUAUGCUCGUCCUGUUGCAAAAAACCCUCACCUUAUUGGCGAAAAGCUGUUAACACUGAAUUGAGAUCGUGUCUGAAUAAAGUUUUGAGGCUUCUCAGUAAAAAUAAAACAGCUCGGAAUUUGUUGAAGUGGAGCCCACUCAACAAUGCAGUGCCAUCUAGCAAAACUGCGAUAAAUGUGAGAAAGUUGACUUUUUCUGAUGAGGAUAUGGAUCUUGAUAACAAUAAUUAUUAUAGUAGAGACAUUUCUGAGGCCAGUAAAAUUUACUCUUUUGAAGAAAAUGAAAAGUAUGAAGUUCCUCUCAACAAGCUAACAAAUACUCUAUCAAUGGUGGAUAUAAAAAACAAACUAAAUGCCAAUGAAUACUCUUCGGUCAAGGAAUUCAACGAAGAAAUAGAAGAAUCUUUGAAAUCAACGAAAUCUGAGCAGCUAUUGAAAAUAUAUAAAAACAUAUUCCAUGACGUUUUUCCGUGGUAUGAAAAUUCUCAAAAUGAGGAAGAACCCAAAAAUAUCAAUGAUAUAUCCAUUGAUGACCAGAAUACGGCUUUGUCACAGAAGAACGUGCAUAUUAAUGUUACAUCAUCAUUUUCUGAUACAAGAUCAUGUAGUUUUUGUAAGGGUCUUGGAGAUGGUCUGGCACAUCAAGAAUCCAGGCUGUUAUAUUGUGGUCAAAACGAAUGGGUACAUGCUAACUGUGCCCUCUGGUCUUCAGAAGUAUAUGAAGAAAUUGAUGGUUCCUUACAAAAUGUCCAGAAUGCUCUGAAUAGAGGUCGUUUGAUAAGAUGUGCUCAGUGUAAGCAGAAGGGUGCAAGUGUGGGAUGCUGUUACAAGGGAUGCCAUGAAACGUUUCACUUUAUUUGUGCUCGUAUGGCAAAACUUAAUUUUAUGCAUGACAAGACCGUUUUUUGUUCUAGUCAUGAGAUACCUAAGAACAGCCAUGUAAUAACUGUGAACAUUGAUUUUGAAAUCCACCGUUCUGUUUAUGUGGAGCUAGAUCAGAAAAAACGAAAAUAUGCUAAUAUAGAUAAGGCGACUGUUAUGAUUGGAUCUUUGUGUGUGAAGAAUUUGGGAAAGAUUGAACCUAUUAUAUCUGAUAGUGCUGAAGCUAUUAUUCCUAUGGGUUUCGUUUGUACCAGACUUUAUUGGUCCACAGUGGAACCUUGGAAAUUAGUUCCUUAUACCAUCACAACAUCAAUACAAAAUCAUAAUAAUUAUACACUCACGGUGGAUAGGAAUUUCACCAUUGAUCAUACUCUGAAGAAAACGGCUGUUGAUAAGAUCUUGAAGGAAGUGAAUGCCUGGCAACGUGAUGUUGAUAAAAAAGUAUCAGAUGUAGAAUCAGAAGAUGAUGAAGAACAACAAAAUGGUGCUGAUAUUCUGUCCCCUGAAUUAACAGAUGCAAUUUUAGAAGAAUUACCACAUGAUCUUCUCGACGGAAUUUCGGUUCAAGAUAUUUUUCCAAAAUUCACCUAUGAUGAUCUGAUAAGUAUUGAUUACAAAACUGAUUUGAGUAAUUUAGAGAGUCUAGCUGACAGUUGCAAAAAAUCUGAAUUGGAAGACGACUCUGAUUUAGAACUCAAAAAUAAAGAUUUUAAAAGGGUUAGACCUGACAUCAACAAAUUUGAUUCAUUGUCAAAAUCACGAUCUUGUAGUCUGACUUUAAGCUGUAAACUAGACAAUUCUUUGUCUCCUGCUGUGAAAAAGCGGAAAAUAGCAGCAGCCAGAGAAAAUAACGUAAUUUAUCAGAUUUUACAAGUGGAUGGAAAUUUUGAUGAAAGUAGUUCUAGUGAGUGUGGAUCCCCUACUGGAGUUGAAACAAAUCCUUGGGGGACUUACCAUUCCGAGGAACCUGUGACCUGUGAUAAAUGCCAGUCUACUUACCGAACUCAAGCAAGCUAUAAACGCCACCUGGAAUCAUGUGAAAUGUUAUGUACCAGUGAGAGUGAUUCAGAAAUGAAUGCUGAUCAAGAAAUGAUUGCAACUUUUGUGAAUCCUACAUCUAAUUUUGUUGAUAAUCAAGUAAUGGUUGAUAUUAAUGAACCAGUGGUUAUAUCAUCUUUUGAAUCAUACCAAAGUGAAAUACAUACUUCAGUCGUUAAUACUCAAAACUUUGUUGCUUCUAAAUCGACUUCAGAAGUUGUAGCUGUUCCGUCAGUUCCUGAGGUUGUUAUUCAAAGUAUUCCACAGCCAGUUGAUCAAAAACCUUUAAUACAGAGUAUACCAGUGAAUACUGUAACUCCUAUUACUUUGGAAACUUCACAGACUGAUCAAACCUAUACCAUAAGUCAGCCAACAAUGAUUGGCGAUUCAUCUAUUUCAAUUCAUGCAACUCAGCCUCAGUUUUGUGUGAAUCAAAAUAUACCACUAUGUGUCAACCAACCCAUGUCUUUGCAGCAAAAUAGUAUUCAAGUUAAUCCCACAUCAAAUUAUGCAGGAAACCAGGUAUUGUCUAUAAAUCCUUCUGGAUCUAUUUCUAUAAAUCAGGUUCCACCCAACAGUUCCAUAGCAAUGAAUCAAAUAAAUCAGCCGACAAUACCACAACCCCUGGAUUUUCAUCAAGCACAGUCAGUAACUAUCCAGUCAGUUCCUUACAAUAAUACGAUUUUAAAUGUAGGAUCUCAAAACCAAUUUGCUUUGAACAGCAAGUUGAUAACAAACCCAGUAUUGCAUACCAUGAAUGUACCAAGUACCCAGUGGAUGAAACAGGUGUCUAAACCUACAGUGAUAACCCACAAAGCUCUGAAAUCUAAAGGCCGAAGUAGAACAAUUGCAGCUAAACGUCAAACACCAUUUGAAGAUGGAGACACCAUUAUUCUUCCAGCACAAAGCACAUCUGGACAAGUAAUAGUACAGCACCUUCCGUCCACGAAUUAUGUUCCAGCAUUUGUUGAUCCAUUUCAACAGCAGGGACAGAAUUUGCAAUAUGUUGCCACUAUUACCCCUCAGUGUAACGGUGUACCCACCCAGUCUUUAGUACAAAUACAACCUGAUAAUAAUAUUAUCAGCUUAGUACCUGGUUUACAGCAAACAAUGUAUAUACAACAACCUAGGGUAGAAAAUCAGCUAGUUGUAGACAGUAAUGGUGCACUUGGUUGGUCUCAGCAACAAACUGUCCAACCAGUGUACUAUGGAUUUGAAACAAUUGUCCAAAAUACUGUUAUGCAAUCCCAACAGUUCCUACCGACAACUAUGCCAGGUGUCUUGACAGCAAAUAGCAGCUACUCAACAACCACACAAGUAUUUCAAACCAGUAAAUUAGAGCCAGUAUUGGAUGUAUCCUCGAAUAGUUUUGUAUUAGUUAAUCCCGGACAGCUAGUGAAUUCACAACCAAUAGUGAAUAGUCAGAACAUUAUCAACUCUCAACCUAUUGUGAAUUCACAACCAAUUGUCAACUCACAGCCAAUAGUAAAUCCACAGCAUUUGGUGAACUCACAGCCUAUUGCAACCACACAUUUAGUAUCCUCUCAACCAGUGGUCAAUUCUCAUUCCAUAGUUUGCCCACAACCUAUAGUCAACUCACAGUCAAUUAUUAACCCACAGCCUAUGGUUAGUUCUCAGUCAGUAAUUAGCUCACAACCAAUUGAGGUUCAUCAGUAUUCCCAAGCCACCCCAGUGAACGUGAUCAAUAAUGUUAUUCCGCAUAGGCAGAUUGAGAUGAAAGUGCCUAGACCUCCCAUCGAAAUAAAACCAUCACGACCUCCAUUUGAAAUGAAACCGUCACGACCUCCUGUUGAAAUAAAACCAUCACGACCUCCGGUUGAAAUAAAACCAUCACGAACUCCAGUCGAAAUAAAACCAUCACGAACCCCUAUUGAAAUAAAACCAUCACAGCCUCAGCGCAUGAAAUACUUGCAACCAGUACCAACUCACAAACAAAUUAUUCCAGUUACUUCAGCUCACAGCAUCACACUUCCCACUGCACCAUUUGUAUCCGAACAAGGUAUUCCUACAAAUAUUGUUACUCCAAUUCCUAAACCUCCCUUCUCUUGCCAAAGUCGGCCAAUGAGUAGGGUACUUCCUAUGCCUACAAAUAACUCGAUAAAAGAGUCUAAAAAAAUAAGCUGUGAAGAUGACAAGUUCUUUAUGGAGGAGAAGAAGGAACCUAUUGAGGUAAUUGAAGUUGACGAAAUCAAACCUCCCAUUAAACAAUUCACAAAAGCUUUUAUUACUGAAAUUGAGCCCAAAAAGUUGGAGAUAGUGGAAUCUGAAAUCGAAAAACCAGUUUUGAGGACAAACGUACCGCCAGCAGUAUUCCCAAAAACUGAAAAGGAAGAUAAAACAGAUGGUUUCAAACCAAGUGAAUCUUUGGCACCUUCGAAACAACCAGAAAAACUAGAACAAGUCAAGGAAGAAAUAUUACCCGAAAAAAAGGUAGCUGUAGUACAUAAGUCUAUGGAAAUGGAAAUAUCAAUUCCCGAAGAUACCAAAUUAGAUACUUCUUUGAAAUUAGUGUUUCAAAAACAAGGUCAAGAUGGAACCUAUAUAAUUAGUAAUAAUUUCACUGCCAAACAACCUAUUCAGGUAGCCCCAUUGAAACCAAUCAAAUCACACCAUUUUACACAGGAUUCUGUUGGUCAAACACAAGCGAAAAAACAGGUUAAGGAUAAGGUAGAAGAGAAAAUGGAAAAGAAAGUGGAAGAGAAAAUGGAACCGAAAACAGAACAUUUGGAUAUACCAAAGACCCAACCAGUGAAAAAAGAAAAUGAAAAUUCUUCUUCAAUUUUAUAUACAAUGGAGACCCAGGACGGUUUCAAAUAUUCCUCGUCAUCAGUUUCUGAUCUUUGGUCUAAGGUGUUAGAUGCCGUUCAGACUGCUAGAGCAGCUCACAACAUGCCACCUCUACCCACUAACAGUGCUGGUAUCAUGAACUCUGUUCAUGUCUUAGGCUUCAAAUCGAAUGGAUUGAAAUAUUUGAUAGAACAGUUGCCGGGAGCCACCAAAUGUUCUAAGUACAAGUCAGUUUUUAAAUUUCCACCACAUCCUAAUGAUAUUGAUGAUGAGUAUCGCCAGGAUCACAUAUACGGUACCAUAAGAUGUGCACCUUAUGAAAAUCACAAUAGCGAGCCAUAUGAUAUGUUUGGCUGGCUAUCUUCCAAGCAUCGUCAACCUGAAGAAAUUUCUCUGGACACGCUAGAGCUCCUUCCGAGACGUGUAGUGAAUUUACCAAUGGCCAUGAAAUUUAGGCAACUGAAGUUAACCUCAAAAUAUUCUGUUGGGGUGUACAGAUCUUGUAUUCAUGGAAGAGGACUAUUUUGUCUCAGAGAUAUCGAAGCAGGUGAAAUGGUUAUCGAAUAUGCUGGAGAGGUGAUACGGUCUAUCUUGACUGACAAAAGAGAAAAAUACUACAAUUCUAAAGGUAUCGGGUGUUACAUGUUUCGUGUUGACGAUAAUUUUGUUGUCGAUGCCACUAUGAAAGGAAAUGCAGCUAGAUUCAUCAAUCACUCCUGUGACCCAAACUGCUACUCAAGGGUAGUGGAAAUACUCGGACAUAAGCAUAUAAUAAUUUUUGCACUGCGCAGGAUACUGAGUGGGGAAGAAUUAACAUAUGAUUAUAAGUUUCCUUUUGAAGAGGACAAAAUUCCAUGUACAUGUGGAUCUCGAAAAUGUCGAAAAUUUUUGAAUUGAUUCCUACGGAAACAAAUCAGUAUCUGUAUAAUUGUACAUUUUCUGUGUAUUUAUAUUGUAUAUAUCUCAGAUUUUUUUAAAUGUAUGUAUCUCUCCUUCCUCAUGUAGCACCUAUAAUAGCCAUUAAAGAUUUUAACAUUCUUGAAAUAAAUGUAGGUUUUGUAAAGUCAGUAUUUGAAAUUUUUAAAGCAUUUGGCUGUGAGGAUAUAUAUGCAUUUGUGCCAUUGGCUCAAUAGGUGCUAUAUAUUUGAAUUGAAUUUUUGAUAAAACGGUUUCAUGUGAUAUUCAUAAUUAUUUGCGGAUUUUUUUCACUUUAUACACUUUCCCUUUCAUGGAACAAAGUUUUUUCUUUUGACACUUUUAUAACUAUUUCCCUAUAAUGCUUCAGUCAUUAAUAGGUUUCUAUGAUAUUUUAUUACUGAUUGCUAAUAAGAGCUGGAGCUGAAUUCUGCUUUCUUAACUUUUUCAUAUUUGGAGAAAAAUCUUUGUUUUAUGACCUGUAUAUUGUAUAUACAACUUUAUAUUAAGAGUACCAAAUGAUUUUUGGAAAUU
Leptinotarsa decemlineata (Colorado potato beetle) is the source of this 8372-nucleotide messenger RNA. RefSeq names its product histone lysine N-methyltransferase trithorax (gene trx). Lineage: Eukaryota; Metazoa; Arthropoda; Insecta; Coleoptera; Chrysomelidae. The record is from RefSeq and is a predicted model, not a curated record.